UCCAUCCGGGUCCUGUAGCCUCGUUCCCGGGCUGUAUAAAGUUCGCCGGCCCCUUUGUUCGUUCUCAUUGCGUAGUUGCGUCUGUCCUCUCCUUGUCGUUUAGGCUGCUCCGGGGCCUGGGAGAUCGAAGGGGACUAGAACGCGUGCGUACAAAGCCGACUUUAGAGCGCGUGGUGGUGGCGGCGGGAAGCCGAAGCGGGUGAAGCCAGAAGUAGCCAGAGAGCCUUGCGCCCUCAUUUGCCCCUCCUGCCUAAUCGGUGCGUAGGAGAUGCCCAGCGGGAGGCUUUCGCUGCACUCCCCCCAGUUAGAAUAUAACAAAAUCAGAAUGGUUGAAGCAGAUCGUCCAGGGAAACUGUUCGUAGGUGGACUCAAUACAGAGACAAAUGAGAAGGCUCUUGAAGCUGUAUUUGGGAAAUAUGGGCGAAUAGUGGAAGUACUCCUGAUGAAAGAUCGGGAAACUAGCAAAUCCAGGGGGUUUGCUUUUAUCACCUUUGAAAGUCCUGCAGAUGCAAAGGAUGCUGCCAGAGACAUGAAUGGGAAGCUCCUAGAUGGAAAAUCAAUUAAAGUUGAACAAGCCACCAAACCAACAUUCGAGAGUGGUGGUAGGCGUGGGCCACCACCUCCACCAAGAAGCAGAGGCCCUCCAAGAGGCCUUAGAGGAGGAGGAAGAGGAGGAAGUGGUGGAGGAACAAGGGGGCCACCAUCACGUGGAGGACACAUGGACGAUAGCGGAUAUUCUCUUAACUUCAACAUGGGGUCUUCCAGGGGACCUCUUCCAGUAAAAAGAGGCCCACCACCACGUAGUGGUGGGGGUCCUCCACCUAAAAGAUCUGCACCUUCAGGGCCAGUGCGCAGCAGUAGUGGAAUGGGAGGAAGAGCUCCAGUAUCACGUGGGAGAGACAACUAUGGAGGUCCACCACGAAGAGACCCAAUGCCAUCUAGAAGAGAUGUUUAUAUGUCACCAAGAGAUGAUGGAUAUAAUACUAAAGACAGCUACUCAAGCAGAGAUUAUCAAAGUUCACGAGACAACCGAGACUAUGCUCCACCUCCAAGAGAUUAUGCAUACCGUGAUUAUGGUCAUUCCAGUUCACGUGAUGAAUAUCAAUCUAGAGGCUACAGUGAUCGUGAUGGCUAUGGUGGUCGUGAUAGAGACUAUUCAGAUCACCCCAGUGGAGGCUCCUACAGAGAUUCGUAUGAGAGUUAUGGUAACUCACGUAGUGCUCCACCUGCUCGAGGGCCCCCGCCAUCUUAUGGUGGAAGCAGUCGCUAUGAUGAUUACAGCAGAGAUGGAUAUGGUGGAAGCAGAGAAAGUUAUUCAAGCAGCCGAAGUGAUAUCUACUCAAGUGGUCGAGGAGAUCGUGUUGGCCGACAAGAUAGAGGGCUUCCCCCUUCUAUGGAUAGGGGAUACCCUCCUCCACGUGAUUCAUACAGCAGCUCAAGCCGCGGAGCACCAAGAGGUGGCCGUGGAGGAAGUCGAUCUGAUAGAGGAGGAGGCAGAAGCAGAUAUUAAAAAGAAAAACUUAAGUUUUUGGACCAAAACCCCCUUUCAAAAAAGCAAAGCAAAUGGAGCUUGUUCUAUCUUUACUACCAGAGGACUACUAAAAAGGAAACAAAAUUGUUUUUCCUUUUUUUAUUGCCUGUUAAGUUCCCCUCCAUGAUUUUUAUGCUUUUGUGAAGAACAAGUUAAAGCAAUGUUUAAUUUCAUUUCAGAUUUGUUUUUCUUUCCAAAAAACAGAUGUUAAAUGUGUGAAAUUUGAGCUCUGUGUACCAGUGUUGUAAGUUCCAAAGUAAAAGUUUCCCUGAAAAGCUACUUCCCAUCUGAUUUCCUGACAAUUGAGACAAGCAGUUCUUAAGACCUUCCACAAACAUCCAACCAUCUAAAAUGGAAAUGGAUCCUUCUACUUGUUCAAACCUAUCAUUCUAAACCAAUUAGCUGUUUUGGAGGGUGGUUGGGGGUUAUGCUGCUCCCUAAGAUUUCAGCUUGUCCUUCUUGAAACUGAAAUCUAUGCAAGAUUUCCCAGUAUAUCAGAUGCUUAGUGAGGAAAAAAUUCAGUAAAAAAAAAAUCAUUCAGUAAACGUGAAACCACAAAUGGAUAGUCAUGACUAUACUUUGCCUUUCUACCAUUUUCUUGUGAAUCUGCAAGACCAUCCCCCCCAAAUAAAAAAAGCAUUUACAUGUAUUAAACAACUACAGAAUUCUAAAUAAAAGGUUUGACUAGUUCCAACAACGAAGCUUCAAAAUGAUGCUUGCUCUUACUGUUUCAAAUUUUUGCAACUCUGUAGUGUCUCACUUUUAAAGGAACAGCUUGAUUCCAAAGGCAAAGGAGAAAAUAGAUAAGCAAAGAAGUUUAAUCUUCAACUUCUCAAAGGCUUAUGACUUCUAAAAACAAGUGACUCUUUCAGCAUUCCACUUCAGAUAUAAAGCAUCAAAUGCCUGUGAAACAGCAAAGAUGGCUGAUCAUUGCUGUCAGGAUUGCUGAUUUAAAUGCUGUUUCGGUUAUGUACUAGAGAUGGAGAAAGCAGCUAAUACAUAAGAGCUGCUACAGAAGCGGGAUGCUGAAAUGUCACUGGAAGUCAGAGUUGAUUUGGGUUCCAACUACAGUUUUUGCCUUGGAUGAUUUCUUGUGAACUGAGCUGAGCAAAGACAUCCGAUGUUGGCUACUAUUACCCUAACCCUAACAUACAGAGUCUUUAUUGGAAAUGUUAAAAGUUCAUGUAGAGAGCAAGCAAAAUUGUCAUUCUGGGCAACAGCUGAGCUGUUACAUGCCCCCAAGGCAGUAAGGUUUUGCAGUUUUGGGGGGGGAAUCAUGCUGGGUGUUUAAUUUGCCGUUUGAAUCCUUGAUCUUCUCAAACACCUGAAUGGUUGGAUUGAGGUUUGAAUAAAUGGAAGACAACUGGCUGACACAAUUGGGGUAGGAAGAAAUUCGUUACAUAAUGCUUAAAUGACAACUGAACCAUUCAGAUAUUACGUAUGUAAAAAGGUUUACCAUAAAAUCCCCAAAUUAGAAAAAUGAACUACUUUUAAGUUGCCCAACAGUAAUUAAGUGGUUGGGGGUGAGGUUUUUUGUUUUUGAACUGUUACAUUAUGUAAUGUCUCCCUAUAAAUUGGAAUUCUAGUAACUGAAACUAGCAGAAACAGGCAACUACUAGAAAAGGAGAUCAUGGAGGGAAAGACAUGACAUUCAAUUCAGUUUUGCCCCCUUUCCCUUAAGUACUUUGGAGUACUAUCUUACUGUAAAAAGAAGGGAAUUCAUAAGGGGUAGGAUUUUUUUCCAGAGCUCAGUAGUGAAACCUAAGGUUACAUUUAGGAAAAGCUUAAUCUACAUAUCAGUUUUUGGUUUUAUCUUUAUCAGGUUGUCUGCAACUAUGUUCUAAGUAUAUUGAUAUAACUCCUAUUUAGGCUGUGUCCAGAAGCUUAAAUAGCUACUUGACAGAAAUUUAUAGAUUUUGCUUACUGAUUUUUUCUGGUUCAUCCUACUUACAAACCUUAGCUUGCAUUAAUAUAGUGCUUUUGAGGGGGAGCACUAAUUCUUUUUUUAUACAUAUUAUAUAUAUAAGGAUUUUGAUUUCUUGAGUAGAGAUCUGUGUGGUAGUAGACCUUAGAAAAAGAAUGAAGCAGAUUUAACAGGAAGUUACUAACAAGUCUAGUUUAUGUAGUAAAGGAUAAAGAAUUGUAUAUCUUUCAAGGUAGGAAACUUGAGAAAGCAGAAUAGUUGGGUCCAGGUUUCUUUUUCACUGUUUGAUUCGAAAGGUCAGUCUUUGCAAUAACUGGAGGAAGUAAAGGAAAUGGAAAAUCUUUUUUGACUUUCAGGUUGACCACUGAGUAUUUGAAACAGGCUUGGCAGUUUCUAAUAGAACAAUGUAAUAAACGUGACUGUGCUAUCACUAGCUGGAAUGUUUGUGUUCAGAGCCUUUCAUCUCACUUUAUUAAAAGUGUUUAUAUUGUACAUUCUUGGUUUUAUUGAAUAAAUGUUUUCUCUGUU
This is a messenger RNA of Trichosurus vulpecula (common brushtail), 3983 nucleotides long. It is a transcript of the gene RBMX, whose product is annotated as RNA binding motif protein X-linked. Gene Ontology annotation, molecular function: RNA binding. NCBI's taxonomy places the organism in Eukaryota, Metazoa, Chordata, Mammalia, Diprotodontia, Phalangeridae. Gene Ontology annotation, cellular component: spliceosomal complex. The transcript has 11 exons. The record is from RefSeq and is a predicted model, not a curated record. Bases 269 to 1510 code for a protein of 413 amino acids. Gene Ontology annotation, biological process: positive regulation of mRNA splicing, via spliceosome.